Messenger RNA from Cucurbita moschata (crookneck pumpkin), 1210 nucleotides. Its product is annotated as CASP-like protein 4C1. The record is from RefSeq and is a predicted model, not a curated record. The transcript is spliced from 2 exons. Bases 333 to 1109 code for a protein of 258 amino acids. Lineage: Eukaryota; Viridiplantae; Streptophyta; Magnoliopsida; Cucurbitales; Cucurbitaceae.
UCUCUCUCUCUCUCUCUCUCUCUCUCUCUCUCUCUCUCUCCAGUUCUCUCUGCUAGCCGCUUUGAAUAAUUUCCCACUCAUUUUUUCACACAACCCUCUCUUCUAAUGGAACCCUUGCCCUCGCCCGUGACUCCACCGCCAUCUCCCAUCUCAACUUCAUCUCUCUAAUCCAAAAUCCUAAUCCUCUGUUUUUCUCUCUCUUUUACAGCUCAAAAGGGAAAACAGGAAAUCCAAACCUUACCUUAUAUUCCUCCUCUGUCUGCAACAAUCAAUUUCACCCCCAUUUCAUGUAUGACCUACUACUCUACCUGUAGCAAACUGCGACGGCGACCAUGCGAUCCCCUCAGUCACUCCGUAACGGCGGCGGCACACCAUCGCCUCACGCUCGAAUCCCUACUCCUCACCAUCACUUUCACUCGACCGUCUCUGUUCAGAAACUGAAGCGCUUCAACUCUCUAAUCCUCGUCUUCCGUUUGUCUACCUUCUGCUUCUCCCUUGCCUCUGCUGUUUUCAUGAUUACUAACUCUCGCGGCUCUGGAUCCGAUUCCCCUCGCUGGUACGAUUUCGACGCCUUCAGGUACGCCGUUUGCCCUCUUUUCCGAUUCUUCGCAUUCGAGGUAUUUCUCCUGAAAAUCAAAUACAACAGACGAGAUUUUCGAAUUGGAACCACAACUAAUUCCGCACAUACGGAAACGCACAUUUCCAUACUAAAAAACGCACUCUAUUACCGAACUAACGCUUUCCUGACCAGGUACGUCUUCGCGGCAAACGCCAUAGUCGCAGUGUACUCACUGUUCGAAAUGAUUGCCUCCGUGUGGGAAAUCUCGAGAGAAGUGACGCUCUUCCCUGAGAUUUUACAAGUCUGGUUCGACUUCGGCCAUGACCAGGCGUUCGCGUACCUUCUUCUCUCUGCGGGCUCCGCAGGGACGGCUCUCUUGAUAACUCUGAGGAGAACCGACACGUGUAGGGCUACCAGCGCCUUUUGUGUUCAAUCCACGAUCUCGAUUGCAUUGGGAUUCGCCGGUUUCCUGUUUCUCGGGUUAUCCUCGCUGCUUUCGGGUUUUCGGGUCGUCUGUUUCGUAAUCAACGGCUCUCGUUUUCAUUUAUAACCUUACUUCCUUCAAGAGGACUUCCACCGCUGAAUUUUUUGGUGCGUCAUGUCGUUUGAUUUGCCUAAUUAUAUCUAAUGGUCCUUCAUCUUUUUCUUUUU